AUGGAUGGGAAGUCUCACUUCGAGAGCGAUGGCCUUCGCAAGACGAUCUCACCUGAGGAUUCGCGUUCUUCGAUACCGUCAGACGCGAAAAAAAUCCUAACGAUCCUCUUGACCAAGAACGCACACUUGGAGAUGCCAGCGGCAGUGACCGAAUAUGCAUCGUCCGUCAUCUUCACGCCGAACGUUAGUACAUUUCUGCCAACACCAAUGAAAAUGUCCGAGUCCGCUUCUGCCAUGUGGGCUUGUAUCGGCCUAUUCGCAAGUGCUAUCUGCCGGGAACGCUACAAUGCUGGAGAGCCAAAGAGAAUUGUAGUGGACGUGUACUCUGCGACAUUAAUGCUCUGCUCGGUCUUCUUGUUCCAGAUCAACGGAAAAGUCUUUACCGAGAGCCAAGUGGCACCAAGAGCCAUUCAUCUUGACAGAGGGCGCAAUCGCGAGACGUACAGAAACCUGGUAUCAAACAUCUACAAGACAAUGGACAAUCGAUACUUUCACCUGCACGGAAGCCUCAACGCGACACCUACACUUCACAUGUUAGACUUACCAGAGCAUCGCCCUGACCUACAAGGCAAUGAGCACGUCGAGGCGAUCAAAGAUAUCUAUAGAGCCGUCGUAGCCAAAAGAGACAGUAUGUCCCUCGAGGUCGAGGCUAACGAGAGAUGGCUGCAGCCAGGUGCGACUUGCAGGACUGUCGAUGAGUACGCGGCAACGUCGCACGGCAGAUUGAACAUUGAAGAGCCUCUCUAUAAGAUCUACAAAUGUCAAGAGCAGCUAUCACCCACACCUUGGCCCCAAAGCCAGAAGUGUGGCCGACCAUUAGCAGGCAUCAGAGUGCUCGACCUGACUAAAGUGAUUGCCGGUCCAACCGUGACACGAGUUUUAGCCUUAAUGGGGGCAGACGUCUUACGUGUAUCAACAGAUACCCAACCGGACGCUCUACCUUUCAUCGCAGACGGCCAACUCGGCAAACGAGAUGCUAAUAUCAAUCUCAAGACUUCCGCGGGAAAGCGCCAACUCGAUGACCUCCUUAAAGAAGCUGACGUUGUUGUCAACAGUUACAGGCCCGGUGUCUUCGAAAGACUGGGACUCGGCAGGAACUGGGCUCAUGAGCUCGCGCGGCGACGCGGGAAGGGGAUCAUCUACUGUAGGGAAAAUUGCUACGGCUGGAAAGGUGAAUGGAGUGGUCGAGCUGGAUAUCAACCGAUUAGCGACUGUGUCACGGGGGCGUCUUGGGAACAGGGGAAGUUCCUGGGACUUGAUGAACCAGUCAUGCCGCUGUUCCCCAACUCUGACUCCCAAACUGGACUAGCGGGUGGAAUCGCAAUCAUGCAAGCUCUUUCUCGGAGGGCGUUGGAAGGCGGCUCCUACAACGUCGACAUUGCGCUGAACACAUUUAAUAAUUGGCUUGUCCGGGAAGUCGGAUUCCACGACAAACAAACACUGGCGUCACUACGAGCUUUGCACUCAGAAUUUCUUCCAAGACACGAUACCGGAUUUUUUGAGAUGGCUCCAAUGGUAUUGGAAACCAUUAAGAAAUCCAAUGGCACUGGACCGGGUCAACUUUGGGACCGAGCAAGAUUCACGACAGGCAUCAUCCGAUGGGGUCUCGCGGAAGAAGAAGCAGAGUAUCUUGACUGGAGGCGAAUAGUUUCCGUGGAGAGUAAAGGGGGGGAACGAGAAGUUGUGUUUGAUUUCGAAAGCGGGUCGUGUAUGCCAGGAUCAGAUGAGGCGAGGUGGCUUUGA
Messenger RNA from Exophiala aquamarina CBS 119918, 1743 nucleotides. RefSeq lists its product as uncharacterized. Bases 1 to 1743 code for a protein of 580 amino acids. NCBI's taxonomy places the organism in Eukaryota, Fungi, Ascomycota, Eurotiomycetes, Chaetothyriales, Herpotrichiellaceae. Gene Ontology annotation, molecular function: catalytic activity. The record is from RefSeq and is a predicted model, not a curated record. The transcript has 4 exons.